This is a messenger RNA of Adelges cooleyi (spruce gall adelgid), 3810 nucleotides long. It is a transcript of the gene ClC-c, whose product is annotated as H(+)/Cl(-) exchange transporter 4. Gene Ontology annotation, molecular function: voltage-gated chloride channel activity. The record is from RefSeq and is a predicted model, not a curated record. Gene Ontology annotation, biological process: transmembrane transport; chloride transport. Gene Ontology annotation, cellular component: Golgi apparatus; membrane; synaptic vesicle. The transcript is spliced from 19 exons. Bases 559 to 2931 code for a protein of 790 amino acids. Lineage: Eukaryota; Metazoa; Arthropoda; Insecta; Hemiptera; Adelgidae.
AUUUUGUUGCAUUUGCAACACAUUACAUAGUACACGUAUUAUAUUAUUUAUAUCAAAAUAAUAAGUCCUAAGGGGCUGUGACACUUAUGCCAUCGGCCAUCGUCGAGGGAAUCGCCUUAUCAACCCCUUAUCACCGUGUUUUCUGUGAUAUACAAUUUUUUUAAUGGACAAAAUACCUAUAUAGCUUCAUUUGCUUGUCUGAUUAGUAUUUACUAAUUAUUGUAUUAAAAUUUUUAAUAUUUAUGAUUGAUGAACAAAACGUUUAAAUUUUUGUUUUCUUCAUAAUUCGAGUGGAAAUGGUAGCUAAAAUCAAAAGUGACACAACAGAUAGAAUUUCUAUAAAGCGAAGUAUGGUUCUCGAAAAACAUGGAAAACUUACCAUUAACGAGUAAUGAUUUUCCUAUAAAAGCUACAUCGUCUUAUCAAGCUGUAACACGGUUUUAGAAUUUUGCUUAUCAAUACCUACCUACUUUGGGAUAGUUUGGGUGAUAGUUUGGUUUUUUUAUAAGUAGUUAGCCAAGUGCCUAUUCGAAACCAAAUUGAAAAUUCUAUUUUACAAUGACAGUAAAAAGGUCAGGCGAAAGAAAUGUGGGUGUAAGCUCUGAUGACGACAUGAUAGAUAUCACAACCUCAGGAACAAUGACUGAACGUUCAUUAAAUCGACAAUCCCCAUCACAUUCACCGGGUAUUGAUGUCAUUUUUGGCGGAACAGUAAAUUAUGGUUCAGGUGACAAUGAAGAUAUACCCGGCAUCGGCCAAUAUGAGGACUUCCACACAAUAGAUUGGCAACGUGAUGUAGCUCGAGAUAGAUUGCGUCAUCGAUACAUAUUAAAACACAAAAACAACUCUAUUAUAGAUGUGAUAAAAGCGGCCCACGAUGCGUGGUCUGGUUGGCUUUGCGUGCUAUUAGUCGGCCUCGCGACUGGUACCGUCGCCGCAAUUAUCGAUAUUGGUACGUCGUGGAUGUCAGACUUGAAAUUCGGCGUAUGUCCUCAAGCCUUUUGGUUGAACAUGGAACAGUGUUGUUGGUCGUCAAACGAAACAUCGUUUGAGUUUGAUAAAGGAAACUGUUCUCAAUGGUUUUACUGGUCCGAAUUGAUGACCUCAUCGAAGUACGGAACUUUCGCCUACAUAGUAUCAUAUUUUUUCUAUGUAAUUUGGGCUCUUUUAUUUGCUGCCCUCGCCGCUGGACUAGUUAGAAUGUUUGCACCGUACGCAUGCGGUUCUGGUAUACCAGAGAUAAAAACUAUUUUGAGUGGUUUCAUCAUAAGAGGAUAUCUUGGAAAAUGGACGUUGCUGAUAAAAUCUGUCGGAAUCAUGAUGUGCGUUUCUGCCGGACUGAGUUUAGGGAAAGAAGGGCCUAUGGUGCAUAUAGCGUCGUGUAUUGGUAACAUUCUUUCUUAUUUGUUUCCGAAAUACGGACGCAAUGAAGCAAAAAAGAGAGAAAUAUUAUCUGCAGCGGCUGCGGCCGGCGUUUCAGUUGCUUUUGGAGCUCCAAUUGGAGGAGUUCUUUUUAGUUUAGAAGAGGUCAGUUAUUAUUUCCCUCUAAAAACGUUAUGGCGAUCGUUCUUUUGUGCUCUCGUCGCCGCAUUCGUUCUCAGUUCAAUUAAUCCGUUCGGCAACGCACAUUCCGUUAUGUUUUAUGUCGAAUACCACAGGCCGUGGAUGUUUUUCGAACUCGUUCCAUUUAUCGGUCUGGGAAUUGUCGGGGGAGUUAUUGCUACUAUAUUUAUCAAAUGCAACAUCAGAUGGUGUCGUUAUCGUAAAACGUCAAUUCUCGGACAGUAUCCAGUCAUUGAAGUACUAGUGCUCACAGCUAUAACGGCUGUACUGUCUUACCCCAAUCCGUACACGCGUAUGAGUAUGAGCCAACUGAUUUAUCUCCUAUUUAGCCAAUGCGAUGUAUCUAAUAAUGAUCAACUGUGCGAUUACACUAACGACAAGGCGAAUGUCGCAGGCCCAGGCGUUUAUACAGCCAUGAUACUCCUUUCUAUGGCGUUUUUCUUGAAACUAGCCCUUACGAUAUUCACUUUUGGCAUAAAGGUGCCUUGCGGAUUGUUCAUUCCGAGUUUAUUUUUGGGAGGAAUCGCCGGACGAAUUGUUGGUAUCCUGAUGCAACAAUUGGCUGCUAAGCAUCCUCAUUUGUGGUUUUUCGACAACAGCUGUGGAUUGCCAGGCCAAGAGGAUUGUAUCACGCCGGGAUUGUACGCCAUGGUGGGCGCUGCGGCAGUAUUGGGAGGCGUCACCAGAAUGACAGUAUCGUUGGUAGUUAUAAUGUUUGAGCUGACAGGCGGCGUGCGGUAUAUAGUUCCGAUGAUGGCGGCUGUAAUGGCUAGCAAGUGGGUUGGUGACGCGUUGGGAAAAGAAGGCAUGUACGAUGCGCAUAUUCAACUGAACGGCUACCCGUUUUUGGACAGCAAAGAAGAAAUUGUUCACACGGCCAUCGCUGCAGACGUCAUGCAGCCACGGCGUGCCGAACAUCUUAACGUCCUCACUCAAUCUUCGAUGUCAUUAGAAGAUACGGAAACGUUACUGAAAGAAACCGAGCACAAUGGAUUUCCUGUGGUCGUGUCGAGAGAAUCUCAAUAUCUCGUCGGCUAUGUAUUACGUAGAGACUUACAAUUGGCAAUUGAAAACGCAAAAAGAACAACAGACGGGUGCCUGCCGGAAUCGUUGGUCAUAUUCACCGACGUUACGCAACAAAUUUUACCGCCACCUCUCAAGCUGAAGAAAAUAUUGGAUAUGGCUCCGAUCACGAUCACCGACCAAACGCCAAUGGAGACCGUAAUCGACAUGUUUAGGAAACUGGGUCUUCGACAAACGCUGGUCACGCAUAACGGGCGACUUUUAGGCGUAAUAACCAAAAAAGACAUUUUGCGCUACAUCAAACACAUGGACAACGAAGAUCCCAGUUCUGUUCUGUUCAAUUGAGGAAUCGCUCUAUCAUAAGAGAAUGUUUUUUUCGAUUCAUUAUUUAGCUCAAUUUUACUAUAGUUUUGUUGUUAUUUCGGUUCGACGGUUGGUUGUUUUUUUUUUUAGUAACUGCAGCUGUACUAAUCGUCGAGCUCUUUCUACUUGUACGAAAUCAAACAACGAGUAUAAUUUAAAUAGCUAGUCAAGUAAUUUAUGUAUAUAUAUAUAUAUUUUUUAUUUAUAUAUAUAUAUGUAUUUUUUUCUGGUGGCGUUUUUUUUUUCGAUAGCAAAAAGUGCAGUCGUCGCAUUUUUAGUGUUACGUCUUAUAUUCUCCAAAACAAAUUCUUAUAAAUUGUCGAUUAGAUUGAACUUAAAUGCUUCAGUUAUAAUUAAAAAUGAAAAAAGACGAAGUGAUGGAACCAGUUUGUAUUUAUACGAUGUUUUAUAACUUAUCGAUCAAUGCCAUUUUGUCGUAGCGAUGCAAAAAUAAUUAUGCUACUGUAAUAACAAAAUGUAUGUAAAUUUGUUCUAGAACAUUUUAUUUUUAUCCGUAGUUAUUAUACUUUUUUGUUAAAACAAAAAAAUAAUCUUAUGUUCUCCUUUUCAUUUUUGUGAAUUGAUGGAAAUAUUUUAGUAAUUUGUUUUUCUUUUUUUUUAACCAUAAAUAUAUUAUUUAAACUUUUGUUUGUAAAUAAUUAUUCCAUAGUUAUAUAAUAUUAUAGCUCGAGUAUGUAUAAUUGAUUACCGAAAAAACAUAAAUCUGUCUAUUAUUAUUACUAUUACGUGUCUUCAAUCUUCAUUAACUGAUGUGUUUGUAUUUUAAUUUUAUAUUUAUUUUUUGUUAUCGGUAUUUUUUUUUUCCAUAAUUUUAUUAUCGUUUUGAAUACAUAUUUAAAA